This is a messenger RNA of Brassica oleracea var. oleracea, 1279 nucleotides long. Its product is annotated as probable membrane-associated kinase regulator 3. NCBI's taxonomy places the organism in Eukaryota, Viridiplantae, Streptophyta, Magnoliopsida, Brassicales, Brassicaceae. Bases 294 to 1082 code for a protein of 262 amino acids. The transcript has a single exon. The record is from RefSeq and is a predicted model, not a curated record.
GUAAACAAACAUCUGUUUAAUCCUUCCAUCUCAUAUUGUCUCCUCGUUAUUCUUCUCUUUCGUAAGACAACCUACAAAAGAAAAGUUGAAGCAGCAGCCAUUUUUGACUUUAGAAGCUUCAUUUUUUUCCUCUAUACUUUGACUUCAAAAUAUUCGUCAUUCUUGAUUCUUUUAACGCUCUUUUCAAAUCAUCAGGGUCUCUUUAUACUUUUCCCGGGCAUUGGCUCUUGAAUGAUACCAGAAGAAGGCAGGUUAAAAGAGAGCGAGAGAGAGCAAGAAAGCGUAGGGAGGUUAUGGCUAUUGAGGUUUCUUGUACGGAGGCUCCUGGUUCUGGAACCAGCCCAAGAAACUCUUUUUCCUACGAUUUAGACUCUACAGACGGUGAAGUCAGAUUAGACUCAACACUUCUUGAUUCAGGUUCGGAGUUUGAUUUCUGCUUUGGCUCGAGUUGUUCUGUUCAAGAUGUGUCUCCGGCUGAUGAGCUCUUCUCCGAUGGCAAGAUCCUUCCCGUCCAGAUCAAGAAAGUAACCUUUCAGGUUCAAAGAUCAGCUUCGCUCUCAUCAUCAUCAUCUUCUUCCUCCUCCUCUUCUUCAUCAUCGUUCGACAACCAGAGAUCAGCACCAGAAAAAAAGAUCAUGAGACUCAAAGAGCUUCUGUUGAAUCCUGACUCUGAUUUUGAAGACAAGCCAAAGGGACUGUUCUUGCAGUUCAAGAGAAGCAUAAGUCUCAACUACAACAAGAACCGAAAUAGCAUCAGAUCGCUUCAUUUCCUGUCGCGAAGCAACUCCACAGGCUCUGCUCUGAACCCUAAACGUAACUUUCUCCCCAAGGAAUCUAGUAACCCUUACAAGACCCACAAUCUUCCCAAACAAACUUCUCUCAGAAGAUCAUCUUCGCUCUCAUCUUCACUCCCUUACAAGAAACAACCCGCCAAAAACAGCUUCGGUAACGGAAACGGUGGCAUUCGAGUUAGUCCGGUCUUAAAUUUCCCACCACCGGCGUUCGUCUCGAAUGUUGCCGACGGAUUUUUCAGCAUUGGAUCGCUCUGUAAUGGUAACAUGAACAGGAAGACAAUAUCAUGAAAACAUCUUUUGUCUUUUGUGGCCUGAGAGGAGAGAAAAAUGUAAACAGAAAAUGUCUUUUCUUUUUAUUUUUACUGUUUGUUGUAUAAUGAUGGAAUAUCGACAGCACAUGUGAAGAUUAGACAUCAUGUGAGUUUUGUCUGUAUUUUCAAAAACCAAAAAAAAAAACACGAAUAGGAACGCCUCGUUUGAUUGGA